Drosophila persimilis is the source of this 2875-nucleotide messenger RNA. RefSeq names its product Hermansky-Pudlak syndrome 5 protein homolog (gene pink). The record is from RefSeq and is a predicted model, not a curated record. The coding region runs from base 85 to 2580 and encodes 831 amino acids. Gene Ontology annotation, biological process: developmental pigmentation. The transcript has 3 exons. Gene Ontology annotation, molecular function: protein binding. Gene Ontology annotation, cellular component: cytoplasm. NCBI's taxonomy places the organism in Eukaryota, Metazoa, Arthropoda, Insecta, Diptera, Drosophilidae.
CUCAAUAGUUGGUAUACACUCAAGAUACGCUGUUUAGCCGACGCGCUAUGUUUUUAAAGACCAGUUGGUGAAAUCAGAAGUUGCAUGAUGGCGGAUGAGUAUUGUCUGACGAACUUUAUUGAUUUUUCGUUGUCUUUGUCGCUGCCACUGAAGCACAAUCGAAUAAAGUACACAUGCUUCGACAUCUCCGACAGCUACAUUAUCUUUGGAGCUUCCUCCGGCUCCCUCUAUUUAUUCAAUCGCAACGGAAAGUUUCUGCACCUCAUCCCUAACAAACAUGGAGCCAUCACCAACCUGAGCAUAUCAGCCAACAACAAGUACGUUGCCUUCUCCACUCAGCGAUCCCUUAUUUGCGUGUACGUUGUGAACCUGUCCGCCCAGGCUACGCCGCAGGUGAUCGUCACUCAUCUGGACCAAUCUGUCCAGGUCAGCUGCAUCCAUUGGACGCAGGACGAGAAGCAAUUCUACUAUGGUGACUCUCGGGGCCAGGUGAACCUUGUCCUGCUCUCUUCCUUCAUAGGCCACAGUCUGCUGCUCAACAUGACUGUGCACCCCUUACUCUAUCUCGACUCGCCCAUUGUCCAGAUCGAUGACUUCGAAUCCCUGCUCCUGGUGUCGAACUGCACCAAAUGCAUACUCUGCAAUACCGAGUACGAGGAGUACAAACAGAUCGGCAACCGUCCUCGUGAUGGCGCCUACGGCGCCUGCUUUUUCAUUUCGCCCCACGAGUCAGUGCAGCCUUCGCGCAUCUACUGCGCACGGCCCGGUACCCGAAUCUGGGAGGUGGACUUUGAGGGCGAAGUCAUCCAGACCCAUCAGUUUAAGACCGCCCUGGCCACGGCCCCCGCCAAGAUACAGAAAACCACCAACGUAGACAACAACGCAGACGAGCUGGACUCCAACGACGAGUUGCUGGACUACCAGCCGCAGCAGUUGCAGUUCUCUAGGGUGCAGAGGCUUAGCCAUGAUUUUCUAUUGGCCUACACCGAGCUGGGGCUCUACAUCUUCGACGUGCGGAACUCGUCCGUAGUCCUGUGGUGCAACCAGUUCGAGCGGAUUUUGGACUGCCGUGUAUCCGGAAUGGAGAUAUUUGUGUUCACGCAGACGGGUUCAUUGUACAGCGUGCAGCUGCAGACACUCCACGGGUAUUCCAUCAGUCUAAUGCAUCAGUCGAAGUUGCUCCAAUGCGCGAAUCUACUGCGGCAGCAUGUGAAGUACUUUGCGGACAAGGCCAGGGAAAACUACGAGCUGAAGUUGCUCAAUCAGCUUAAGCAACUGCUGAUCGAAAGACAGGAGUACGAGCUCCUGAACGACAUUUCCGUAAUCUUCGAUGCUAUAGCUCAGUGCACAGGAACUGCGCUGGAUACCCAAAGCUCUGGCGGCAGCUCGGCCGCCACCGAGCGUAGCGGAAGCAUGAGAGCUAUUGCAGUAAGCACCACCAAGGGCCCGCCAAAGGGUGUGUAUGUCCUGGAGAACGCCUUUUGCGAUAAUCUAAAGCAACAGCCGAAGUCCGGACACUUUAAGGAUGCCCUACUUACCGUCACCGGCAAGUUUGGAAAGAACAUCAUCAAAUACAAGUUCAACAUAUUCGCAGAAGAGCAGCAACAGCUGGUGAGAGAGCUCAUUCCAGCCAGUGAGCGGUCUCUACCAUUUAAGGACAUCAAGGCCCGAUACGAAUCGGGUGAUGUUGGGGAGGAGGAGAUCGUGAGCCGCUGCAAGCGACCUACGCCGCAAGCGCCCCACAUCAGCCCCGAGGAGAAGACCAUCUACAACCUCUAUCUUAUCUGCAAGAGCGCCAAGUUCAGUCGGACGCACUGCGUUGAGCGCUAUCGAGCCGUCUUCGAUGAGUACGCAGCCAGCGAGCUGAUAGCUCUGAUGGGCAAGCUGGCCCAAUUGAUGGUGGAGCACGGAGAUGGGCAGGAGCAAGCAGAACGAAAUUGCUACGAAAUGUACUUUAACUAUUUGAACCCCGAGCUCAUCUGGGAGGUGGAUGACUCCACACGGGACUACAUUGCCAGUGGAUUUGUGCUCCUCAAUGCCCCGCAGUGUAUGGAGAUCGUUAGAUGCGACCACUGCGCCUUCCCUCUGCGGUUCGACAACGCCUGCCAGUACCACGAACUUGGAGCCGUCCUGCUUCGCUACUUCUGGUCUCGCAACGAGCAACUCAAGUGCUUCGAUGUGGUACAAGCCGUUCCUGCCCUGCUCGAUGUCCUGGCCAAGUUCUAUUUGGCCGAGCAGAACCUCGAUAAAGUCCUCCCCAUUGUACUCAACUAUGGACAGCCGGAGCUGCUCUUGGACGUGGGCCGACAGCUCAACGUGUCUGCCUGGGCCCGCUGCUUCGAGCAGUUUGCGGAGCUGCAGCGUGGACGCCUAAUCUGCGUAAACUGCGAGUGCGUGUCGAGCGUGGAACAGGACCAGCUGACGCGACAUUUCUUUUACACUUGGAACUGCUUCCUUAACAUCGCCCUCGACCACCUGACGGCCAGCGACACGUUGUCCCUGAUCUUUAAGUGGAGCUCGUACAUUCCGAACGAUGCCAUUGACAGAGAAUUCUAUUCCAGAUGCUUGAUCAAGGGCUAGUCCCAGCAGAACGACGAUGCGACUUGCAUACGAGAUACUGCACAGGGUUUAGUUAAUACAUAUAUAGCAUAUGUAGCAUAUACAUACAUACAUACAUAUACAUCUACAUAUAUUUACACACAGCUAACUAUAUAUAUAGCAAUAUAUGUCCGUAUUUAAUGUUUCCACUAUGUAAUCUCAAGCUAGGACAGAAGCUAUAGCCAAUACCAAAAGCAUUUAUUCUAUAUAAAAAUGUACACAUCCAUAUACACACACAUAAAUUCCAAGGACGGCUAGCCGUUGGAUGAAUUAUAAA